Aspergillus caelatus is the source of this 1821-nucleotide messenger RNA. Its product is annotated as ribose phosphate diphosphokinase subunit PRS1. The record is from RefSeq and is a predicted model, not a curated record. The coding region runs from base 94 to 1542 and encodes 482 amino acids. Gene Ontology annotation, cellular component: cytoplasm; ribose phosphate diphosphokinase complex. Gene Ontology annotation, molecular function: magnesium ion binding; ribose phosphate diphosphokinase activity. Gene Ontology annotation, biological process: 5-phosphoribose 1-diphosphate biosynthetic process; ribonucleoside monophosphate biosynthetic process; purine nucleotide biosynthetic process. The transcript is spliced from 4 exons. Lineage: Eukaryota; Fungi; Ascomycota; Eurotiomycetes; Eurotiales; Aspergillaceae.
GGUUGCUCAUCGUGGGUUCCCCAUCCUACCAUCACCUUGACCCUUCCCCCAGUCUCUUUUCCAUGUCUUAUUCCAGCACAUAAUUGCAUCACAAUGCGGGGAGUACAAAUUUUCUCUGGGACAUCGCAUCCCACACUUGCUAAGGUGGUCUGCGACCGGUUAGGGACUCAACCCGCCCGGGCAGACUUAGGUAAAUUCGCCAAUGGGGAGACAAGUGUGAAUAUUGGUGUCUCAGUACGGAACCAAGAUGUCUAUAUUGUCCAGAGUGGCAGUGAAAAGAUCAAUGACAGUGUCAUGGAACUCUUGAUCAUGAUCUCUGCCUGCAAAGGAGGUUCUGCGAAGUCCAUCACAGCGGUUAUACCGUAUUUCCCAUACUCUCGCCAAUCAAAAAAGAAGAGCCAUCGUGGUGCCAUCACCGCCCGCAUGCUGGCAAAUCUCCUCUCAGUUGCUGGAGUAGACCAUGUGAUAACAUUGGACUUGCAUGCAUCCCAGAUGCAGGGCUUCUUCGGCAAACCCGUGGACAACCUGUUUGCCGAACCCUAUAUCGCUCGUUGGAUCCGCAUGAAUGUUCCUGGCUGGAAGGAGGCAGUCGUUGUCAGCAAGAAUGCCGGGGGUACUAAGCGUGUUACUUCAUUAGCGGACACCUUGAAGCUCAACUUCGGCAUCGUCACUACCGAUAGGCGGCGUCCCAAGAUGAAUAUGGCUAUGACAGACAGCACGGUCUUCUUUGAUUCUAUAGAUGAAGAUUGCACGCCCGUCCAAAAAGAGGACGAUCCGUUUGUACUCCACGUACAGACUGGAAACCAUGGCGAUUCGCAAACCGAAGAGGUGCAUAGGCUAUCUGAUAACAUGGAAUCAUUGUUAUCGGCAAAUGCCUUGCUUCCGGAUAUCCUGACGGGUGCUCGACGCCCGUCAGAGUUAGAAGCUGCACACGGGUGUACAGAUGUCCGAGUACACGACGUAAUCACUGGGCGACUCGUAGAGGGUCACCUCGUCGAUGAUGAUUAUCCCCCAGUCGAUUCUACGCCUGCGUCGGGAGACACUACCCCCGGGCAUACUGUAGCAGAGAAUGAUUCUGUUCCUGACCCAAUGAUGGAAUCGUUUGUCUCCAACACAUCUUCUUUACCCGGUGACCAUGCUCUUGGCGGCUCGUUUGAUGCUGCUGAAUCUUCUGAUGAAGAAGGUAGUGUUGGACGAGCUGUCGAGCGGGAGAAGACCAUUACUUUCGUGGGCGACGUCCGUGACAGGACUGUGUUCAUCGUCGAUGACAUGAUUGACAAAAGCGGAUCAUGGAUUGCUGCUGCAGAGACUGUUGUGAAGAAGGGUGGCGCUAAGAAGGUUUACUGCAUCGCAACCCACGGACUCUUCGGGGACAAAUCCCUUGAGCAAAUGGAAGAGUGCGACGCGAUUGACUACAUCGUAGUGACCAACACUUUCCCCAUCUCGGAACAGAUGGUUAAGAAGUCGAAGAAGUUGGUCGUCAUCGAUAUAUCGACUCUCAUCUCAGAGAGCAUUAGACGCCAUCAUUAUGGUGAAAGGUAAGUUAAUCCUUCAAUCCACGGCUAUACUGGGAAAUCCUAACGCUUGCUGAAGUGUUUCGGCACUUUUCCAUCUGAACGACUAACGUGUAUUCUUCAACUGCACCUUUUUCUAAAUCCAUGCUUUUGGCCGGGGUAAAAUCUCGCCACUGUGCCCACUACGGUAAAACAUGAACUUGACGCAUUGAUUGAUGAUGACUUCAAGCGAGUAACGACCUGAAAAAUGAUGAAUUUCUUAUCCUCUAUACCAGAUGGCGGUUACUUGCUUUCACUUGGCAGUCUU